AUGACUAUUUUGAUUUCACCUAAAGAAUUAAAUUUUAAGAAUAAACAAUCAAAUAAUAGAUUAUCAUUCACUGUUUCCAAUGAUAGUUGUAAACUUAUAGAUAUGAUUCUAUGUAUGGAUCCAGAUAUUAAUAACUAUAUAGAGAUACCUGAUGUACGUGGUGUUUAUGGAAAGAAAUGUUGUUCGGAACCUCAUAUACCAUUGAAUCCACAGGAGCAUAGAUUAUUCUAUAUAACUUAUACACCAAAGAAGAACUUGGAAAACAAACAGCUACAGGGUUCUCUAUAUCUAAAGUAUAAGAUUCAUGGUGAUUCCAAUGAACAUGUCAUCCCAAUUUCAAUUGAAGGUAAUUACAUAUUCUACUAUAGAUCUUAA
This is a messenger RNA of Heterostelium album PN500, 375 nucleotides long. RefSeq lists its product as uncharacterized. Lineage: Eukaryota; Evosea; Eumycetozoa; Acytosteliales; Acytosteliaceae. Bases 1 to 375 code for a protein of 124 amino acids. The record is from RefSeq and is a predicted model, not a curated record. The transcript is spliced from 3 exons.